CUAGAGACUAUUGGGAUGGCGGGAAAUGGCAUAAUUUUCAAUAGUGAUGUGGCUCUUUGGAAAAAAGCAAGAACAUAUUUUUCUAAAGCUCUGACAGGCCCAGGGCUCCAAAGGACAGUGUCUAUCUGUGUGAGCUCUACAACCAAAUUCCUGGACAACCUGCAUGAGGUGACUGGUCCGUCUGGUCACGUAGACACCCUCAAUCUGCUCAGGGCCAUAGUGGUUGACAUCUCCAACAAGCUGUUCCUUGGGGUGGAUAUGAAUGGUCAGUGUAUGCACUACAUUUACACUCCCAGAACAUGAUAAUUUCUAAAUAUAUAAAAAAGAGCUACCAAUGUGUCUUGUAGUUCAGUGACAUGUAUAUUUUAAGUGACAUGGCUUCUACAAAUUUCUGUAUUUUAUGUAGUAAAACAGUUGCUAAUGAAAAUCCAUCACUACUUUGAAACCUGGCAAGCGGUUUUGAUUAAGCCAAAUAUUUUCUUCAAGAUUGGAUGGCUGUAUAACAAGCAUAAGAAGUCAGCGCAAGAACUGCAAGAUGUGAUGCAGGAUCUUCUUGACAUUAAAAAGAAAAAAAUUAAUGAAUCAGAGACAUUGGAUGAUGAGGUUGACUUUGCCACAGAACUAAUUUUUGCACAGAACCAUGGGGAACUGUCACCAGAAAACGUCCGCCAAUGUGUGCUGGAGAUGGUGAUUGCAGCUCCAGACACUCUCUCCAUCUCGCUCUUCUUCAUGCUCAUGCUGCUCAAGCAAAACCCUGAAGUGGAAGAAAAGAUAGUGGAGGAGAUGAAAGCAGUUUUAGGCAACGACGGAGCUGAAAAUCUAAAGCAUCAAGACUUGAAGGUGUUGGAGAGGUUCAUAAAUGAGUCCCUGAGAUUUCACCCAGUGGUUGACUUCACAAUGAGAAAAGCUCUGGAAGAUGACAAUCUCGAUGGAAUCAAAAUCAAAAAAGGAACCAACAUCAUUCUUAACCUUGGGUUGAUGCAUAAAACAGAAUACUUCCCACAUCCCAAUGACUUUACCUUGGACAACUUUAACAAAACAGUGCCUAACCGUUAUUUCCAGCCCUUCGGUUGCGGCCCUCGUUCAUGUGUGGGCAAACACAUCGCCAUGGUGAUGAUGAAGGCCAUCCUGGUCACGGUGUUGUCCCAAUACACCGUGUGCCCUCAUCAGGGGUGCACCAUCAACAGCAUCCGGCAAACCAACAACCUGUCCCAGCAGCCCGUGGAGGACAAGCAGAGUCUGGCCAUGCGCUUCAUCCCUCGCCACAACACUGACAAUAAAUGA
Boleophthalmus pectinirostris (great blue-spotted mudskipper) is the source of this 1284-nucleotide messenger RNA. RefSeq names its product brain aromatase (gene cyp19a1b). Gene Ontology annotation, molecular function: oxidoreductase activity, acting on paired donors, with incorporation or reduction of molecular oxygen; heme binding; iron ion binding. Lineage: Eukaryota; Metazoa; Chordata; Actinopteri; Gobiiformes; Gobiidae. The record is from RefSeq and is a predicted model, not a curated record. The transcript has 6 exons.